AUGAAAGAUGAUGGAUGCGAGAAAGAAAUCAGUAUGAGGCAUGAAAGUACGAGAGGCAUAAUUGAUAGAACUGGAAUGAAAGAGUACAACUGUUUGGUCCUUCGAAAAUCGGAUAAGAAGUGUGGUGCUUUCGCCAUACUCAAUAGUGUUUGGUCCUUCGAACGUCGGAUACAGAAAAAAGAAAAAAUCAGCGUCAUGGCAAAUUACACAAGAAGCCGCAAGAACAGAUCAGAAUCGGGAAUCGGUGAAUCGGAACGCGCCUUACAAGCAAAUUCUGCCACCUUUCAACAGAUCCACGAAGAAUCUCCGAGAUCACCAUCAACAGCCGUAGAAACAAUAUCACAAGGAAGAGCAAUAGAAAAAUCGCUAGUGCGAAUUUCUAUGGCACCCCCGGCGCCCCUCGCCCCGCUAGAAGGAGAUAGCGCACAACCGUCGACGUCACAGCGGACAGAGACGACACAGUCUUGUAGGCCUCCAUCGCCUACAGGUACUGUGCGCUCUCGGCGUUCGACAAACAGCGCUAUAGCCCGCAUUAGAUUGGCCGAGUACGAGGCUGAAAAGCAACUAGCGGAGCUCGAAGAAAGGCGCCUGAACAUACAGAAAAAUCUAAUCAAAAGGCGAUUAGAAGCGAACAUCUUGGCGAUAGAAGCGGAUGAAGCGGCGACCAUAGACGAAAAUGAAAUAGUCUGCGAAUGGAUCGAUAGGAGUCAAGCUACCAACCAACCACAGGAGUCAGACGUACAACCUCCCCUCGCAACGGAAGUGCGGGGGGAGGAGCGGAUGCAACAAAGAGGGGAAGGGAUCGAACAGCUCGCAAACGUGUUAGAGAAAAUGAUCCAUUCCAGACCGCCGCCGCGACAGACGUCAGACCUCCCGCCAUUCAACGGUAGCAUCAUGGAGUGGCUUCCCUUCAAGGCGGCUAUGGAGGAUUCAACGCGACUGUAUAAGUUCAGCGCAACAGAGAAUCUUCUCCGACUAAGAAAUAGCCUCCGAGGGGAAGCAAGAGAGAUAGUGCUCUCUCAGCUAUACACGGCAACUCACCCGGAUCUUAUUAUGAAGACGCUGGAAAUGAAGUAUGGCCGGCCCGAAUACAUCGUAGAUAAGGCGAUGGAAGAUCUAAAGAGACUUCCGAGGGUCGGCAGCUCCAGCGGGGAAUUGAACGAGUUAGCCGUCAAGCUCCAGAACAUCGUCUACACAAUGAAGAGUGUAGACAAAAGAGGUUAUCUCCAGAAUCCGCUAUUAAUAAGGGACGUCAUGGAGAAGCUUAGCCCGUAUUUAAUAAGCAAAUGGGCGGAACACGCGGCGGUGAAUGAAGAGAGAAUCGCCUGUGACAACGAGAUAACGGUGCUCGCCGAGUUUUUGAUGGCGGAAGCAGACAAGCUGCUACGUUUCACGCACACCGGUAGACACGGCGCUUCAGGGUUUCUCAGAAGGGAGCGACCAACAACGAAGAGGACCGUGGUUAAAGAAAGGGUAUUUACUACUAGUGAAGCAACGCGUGAAGAGCAAUCAGUCAUGUGCUUCCGAUGCAAGUCGACGAGUCACUAUACCCCGUUGUGUCCGCAGCUAAAGAAACUUACUACGAAUGAAGUGUGGCAGUGGGCUAAGGAACAGCGGCUAUGCUUCAGAUGCAUGAAGCGGAAACAUAGCAGAGCCACAUGCCAGGCAAAACUCUGCGGAGUCGAUGGAUGCAAGAUGCCACACCACGCCAUUUUGCACAAAAAAGCAGAAGUUGUUCCUAAAGAGGAAGAACCGUGGGCAGAACAGAGCACACCGGCGACAGUAAUGAAUGUCGCAACAAAGUCAAUGCCAGGAACCGUGUUACUGAAGACCUGCAAGGUAAAAUUAAGUGGUCUACGGUGGGAGGUCAUCACGGACGCGCUCCUCGACGAAGGGUCUACAGUAACGUUGAUCGACGAAGACCUGGCAUACGAGAUCGUCAAAGGGGGUCCGAAGAAGCCGCUCAAGCUUAAAGGUAUCAAUGAAGAUCGACGAGUGAGCAGCGCAACAGUAAAGUUCCACAUCCAAGGCGUACACGAGGAUGUGAAACAUGAGAUUACAGCAAGAACGGUCAAAGGGUUGCAGCUGUGUCGGCAGCGAGUACCGGAUAAUUUGACUCGAUAUAAACAUCUACGAGGCGUCGUGAGACACACCGUUAACGAAGACGUCAAGCCUCGGAUGUUGAUCGGUGCUGACAACUGGCACCUGAUUGUGUCGAGACAACUGCGUACCGGUAAACACAACGAACCAGCCGCAUCGAGAACCAUGCUGGGAUGGGUGAUCCACGGUUCAGUGCCCGAAAGGAUUAUAAUGCAGAAAGAAGAAUCUGUGCUCCACGUAUUCACUCCAGCCAGCGAUGUGCAGCUGCAAAGGCUCGUCGAGAAACACUUCGACGUCGACUCACUAGGAAUAACGAACAAAACUCGAGUCAGUGAGAACGACAAGAGAGCGGAACGGAUCCUAAAGGAGACGAUCAAACGAAAAGGCAAUCAGUUCGAGGUCGGGUUACCAUGGAAAACCGACAACCUGGUACUACCCGACAGCUACGAAUACGCACUCAAGAGACUUCGCACGCUCGAAAAGAAAAUGAGCAAAGAGCCCGCAUUCAAAAGGGAAUACGGGAAGCAAGUCGCGAAUCUCAUCGGUAAGGGCUACGCAGAGGAAUGCGACGGUAGCGAACAAGCAAGCAGCGUCAAGUGGUACCUACCGCACUUCGCCGUCGUCAACAUAAACAAGCCAGAACGGGUACGGAUGGUGUUCGACGCAGCGGCCAGAGUGGACGGCGUGAGCUUGAACGACUGCCUUCUGGAAGGACCGGAUUUGCUAGCGUCGUUGACCGGUAUAUUAUUCGGGUUCCGCGAGAAGAAGAUCGCGGUCACGGCGGACAUCGAGGAAAUGUUCCUACGAGUGAAGAUCCGCCCCGAAGAUCAACCGGCACAGAUGUUCCUGUGGCGAGACGGUCCCAAUGAAAAACCGCGCACAUUUAAAAUGACGUCGAUGAUAUUCGGGGCGUCGUGUUCACCGUUUCUCGCUCACAGCGUGAGAAACUACAACGCUUCCGAAUUUGAAGACGAGUACCCCGAGCCAGCGCGAGCCAUAAAGGAAAAGCACUACAUGGAUGACUACUUAGACAGCUUCGACGACGAAAACAAAGCGAUCGAAACGAUACGGGACGUCAUGCGAAUACAUGAAAGGGCUAACUUUAACCUCCGGGGAUGGAACUCGAACAGCACAAAGGUGCUCGAGAGUAUACCGGAGGUUAAGCGGUCAAAGAACUCAGACGUCCGACUAACGGCGCACCAAAUGGAGAAGACUCUCGGGCUCAGAUGGAACCCGAGAGAGGACACUGUCGGCUUCAAUACGGACAUCAAAAGAGUCCCGGAAGCCGUCAAAACUCAACGUAGAGUGCCGACAAAGCGGGAGGCACUAAGCGCCGUCAUGUCUAUCUACGAUCCACUAGGACUCAUUAGCCAGUACACCGUGGUAGGGAAGAUAAUCCUACAAAGGCUGUGGCUGAAGAAGGUGCAAUGGGACGAAGAGCUCCCAAGCGACGAAGCUGAAGAGUUUCAGCAGUGGGUAACCGGUCUAGAAGACAUCUCCGCCCUGGCUCUGCCGCGAUGCUACAGUAUGGAGAUAGCACCGGGGUCAGAGGUACAGCUGCACGUGUUCAACGACGCUAGUGAACAAGCCUUUGCGACGACAGCCUACUGGAGGAUCCGUCACGAGGACGGCGCCAUAGAAGUAGCGCAUGUCAUGGGAAAAGCAAAGGUGGCGCCGUUAAAGCUGUUAACGAUACCGCGGCUAGAACUGCAGGCGGCGGUUAUUGGAGCUCGGAUGGCCAGUGUGAUAGUUAAAGAACACACAUGGAAACCGAGCAAGGUGGUUUACUGGACCGACUCCAAAACGGUGCUUCAUUGGAUCCGAAACGAAGACAAGAAGUACACACCGUUCGUGGCACACAGGCUUGCUGAAAUCGCCGAGUUAUCACAUAAAGACGACUGGCGAUGGAUAUCAACAGACGACAACGUAGCAGACGACGCUACGCGCAUUGGAACCAGACGGAUAAGCAGAACGGACCGCUGGUUCAAUGGACCUUCGUUUUUGAGAACGCCUGAGGAAGAGUGGCCUACAAUGAUACCGGACGGCGAGCGACACGACGAAGUAGUGUACAGUACGUCAGAAGGGAGUACUAGCGAUGACGUCACGCUACCCGACAUCAGCCGGUUCUCAUCGUAUAAGAGGCUAAUAAGAGCCACGGCCAUGGUACGAUUAUUCAUCGAAAGGCUCAAAGAAAAACAGAGAGACAUCCCAUUGCAAGUAGCGCACAUGAAAGACGCCGAAGCGAGGUGGAUACGACAAUCUCAAAAGGAGUCAUUCGGCGAUGAGUUAAACAGGUUAAAAACAAAACAGCCGCUUCGUAAAAACAGCAAGCUUACGAAGUUGGACCCGGAUAUAGAAGACGGCAUAUUAAAAGCGAGAGGACGCAUUGGAGCGUCAACGGUAACAACACACUCCAACCGACCAGUGAUAUUAGACGGCGGGCACUCCUUCACAAGGUUACUGAUAGACAACGGACAUCGGAACGCCGGGCACGCGAAUAACGAGCGCGUAGAGGCACGAGAAGAGAUGGUGUGCAUUGUUCACAUGCCUAACAACGCGAGCAGUGCACCUAGAGAUCGUACCGUCUCUAUCAACGGACUCGGCAAUUAUGGCGUUGCGACGAAUGGCCGCCAGAAGGGGCUGGCCGCGAGUUAUUUACUCCGACAACGCCACGAAUUUCCGAGGCGCCGACGUCGAGCUGCGAGAUUGUUAUCGAAAAUGGAUCCCGAGCUCCGGAACUACUGUCUACAAUAUGAGACAGAAUGGCGAUUCAUACCACCGGGGGCGCCACACAUGGGAGGCGCAUGGGAACGAUUGGUGCGCUCUGUUAAAGCGGCGCUCAGUACAACGCUGAAGGAGAAAUCUCCGAAGGAGGAAGUGCUUCAGACACUACUCACGGAAGCAGAGUACAGCAUAAAUGCGAGGCCGCUGACGCACGUUCCAGUAGACUACGAAGAAGAAGAAGCCUUAACUCCAAAUCACUUCUUAAUGGGGUCGUCGACAGGCCUGCCUAGGACGGGGCCGUGUACCGAAGCGGAUCGCAGCACAUGGCGGCGAUCACAGGCGAUGGCGGACCAGUUCUGGAGACGAUGGCUCAGGGAGUACCUGCCGACACUCAUACCAAGAGGGCAAUCGAGGAUGGAGGGACCGCAGCUGCAGCCGAACGACCUCGUCAUGAUCGUCGACGGCACGCUGCCACGCAACACAUGGCCCAGGGGGAUCAUCGUACGAGUGUAUCCGGGACCAGACGGCGUCGUCCGAGCGGCCGACGUGCGAACCAAGGGAGGUGUGUUCCGGAGACCUGCAACGAAGAUCGCCGUCCUGCUGAGGGGAGAGGCUGCGAAGAGUCUACGCCGGGGGGAGAAUGUUACGGACGGCUUACGUCACAAUUGA
This is a messenger RNA of Melitaea cinxia (Glanville fritillary), 5493 nucleotides long. RefSeq lists its product as uncharacterized. The transcript has 3 exons. NCBI's taxonomy places the organism in Eukaryota, Metazoa, Arthropoda, Insecta, Lepidoptera, Nymphalidae. The record is from RefSeq and is a predicted model, not a curated record. The coding region runs from base 1 to 5493 and encodes 1830 amino acids. Gene Ontology annotation, molecular function: nucleic acid binding.